Molecule: messenger RNA, 3347 nt
Organism: Pleuronectes platessa (European plaice)
Lineage: Eukaryota; Metazoa; Chordata; Actinopteri; Pleuronectiformes; Pleuronectidae
Product: guanine nucleotide-binding protein G(s) subunit alpha
Exons: 12
Coding region: 1497-2636 (379 amino acids)
Biological process (GO): sensory perception of chemical stimulus; adenylate cyclase-activating dopamine receptor signaling pathway
Cellular component (GO): heterotrimeric G-protein complex
Molecular function (GO): D1 dopamine receptor binding; mu-type opioid receptor binding; corticotropin-releasing hormone receptor 1 binding
Source: RefSeq, a predicted model, not a curated record
CCCACCUCCUCGGCGCUAUCUAUCUCAAUGUGCGAUUCUCAGAGAAAAACGGGGGCAACAAUAAUUCAGAGCGAAGCGGCGAGCGAGCGUCUGUGGUUUCCCCGGGCGGUUGAUCGGAGCGGACGCGGCCUCUCGGCGGUGCGAAGAUGAGCGUGUCGCCGCCGGACCAGUGAUUGAAAACACCGCGGUACGUCCAUGUAUCAUGCACAUGUAGCCGUAAUACUGCCACACGGAUUCAAAGGGAAUACAAGGAGCCGAGAGACUUGACAGCGAGCUGUACCUGCGCCAAACGGGCAAAUAGCGGCGGAUUUUUCCACGAAGAUCACCUGGAUUUUUUUUUUUUUUUUGGGGCGUUUUUAUUCAAGGACGUCCAGCUGCCAGAAGAGAGAGAGACCCGCCUGAGCUCGUCCGGAGAAGCUUCCCCGAUGUGAGGAGAAAUACAAAUUAACGUUACGGGGAGAAGAAGGACGGAGAAGGGGCCUUUUUCCGUGGGUCCGGUCAAACCCUUCCGAACAGGCGAGCGCUAGCAUCUGUUGACGGGGGGAGGAAAUCAUUUUGACAUCGGCUAAAAAACCGGAUAUUAUUGAUAAGGUUGCAAACAACCUACCCCCCCCACCACCCUAAAAAGAAAGAAGGUGUAUAAUGUGCAGGAUUGGCGUUAGAGAACGAAGCCCCGGUGUAGCCUGAUGAUUCACAUGCCGUCAUUUUAAGAGGAAAUAUUUAUUUUUUAUUUCCCCCCUAUUUGACAUUUGAUGUGCUUUGAUCAGCACCGAUUGAAAAGAAUCCCGUACAAAUAACAACCUAAAAAAAAAAAUUAUAUAUCUAAAGGAACAAAUAAAAAAGGUGGAGGAAAAAAUAGCGUUUGGGUUGAGAGUGGAAAUGAAUGGCAGUGUGAGGAAUCUGCUGAAGAUGGGCACAGGAGGAGACAUUUGCUGAGAAAAUUAACUAUAAAAAGCGUAGAAAUAAAUAGAUUUAAAGAAAGAAGAAGAAGAAGAAGAAGCCACCGUUUGGCUCGAAAGGAAACUGGGGACCGCCGACCUUCAUUCAUGUGCAUCGCCAGGCUGGAAAUUUCACAGCCACUCUCGUAUCAGUGUUGAUGACUUCAUUGCGGAUUUACAGUGAAAAACACAGGAAUCAAGCGUCUGUGAGGGCGGCAUCGUUGCUCUGCUCAUCUCUGACUGAUCUCUGGUUGAUUCAUUGCCAGUAAAUAGCCACAUCCAUCCAUCCAUCCAUCCAUACUGUGCCAAACGCCUGCUGGGGCCCCCAGCGUCUCCUACCUACUAACAGGUUUACAUCUGUCUCGUCUGCAUCUGGCAACAUAAAUGUCACCCAUUUUGAGCCAGGUGUUCCUCUGCUGGGCCAGUCUAGGAAUUUAGGAUCCACUUCUUCCUCUGAUCAACACCCUCACCCUCCCUUCCUGCACCCAACCACCCAACCAACCAACCACCCACCCACCCUGCCUCCCCCCUGAACCUGUCACUGGGUUUGUUGGGAAGAUGGGCUGUCUUGGCAAUAGUAAGACCGAAGACCAACGAAAUGAGGAGAAGGCACAGAGGGAAGCCAACAAAAAGAUAGAGAAGCAGCUCCAAAAAGACAAACAGAUAUACCGGGCGACUCACCGGCUACUACUACUAGGGGCCGGUGAAUCCGGGAAAAGCACGAUAGUCAAACAGAUGCGAAUACUGCAUGUCAAUGGCUUCAAUGCAGAGGAGAAAAAACAGAAAAUUCAUGAUAUUAAAAACAACAUUAAAGAAGCUAUAGAGACGAUCGUGGCCGCCAUGACUACGCUCACACCGCCAUGCCAGUUAGCCUGUCCUGCAAACAAAAGCCAAAUCAAAUAUGUCAUGCACCAAGCAAACCAGAAGGAUUUUGAGUUUUCUAAAGAGUUUUACGACCACACAAAGAUGCUCUGGCAGGACGAUGGCGUGCGGGCCUGCUGGGAAAGGUCCAACGAAUAUCAGCUCAUCGACUGUGCACAGUACUUCUUAGACAGGAUCGAUGUUGUCCGGCAGAGCGACUACACACCCACUGAUCAGGACCUGUUGAGAUGCCGAGUUCUGACAUCCGGGAUCUUCGAGACGAGAUUUCAAAUAGACAAAGUCAAUUUCCAUAUGUUUGAUGUUGGAGGUCAGAGGGAUGAGCGUAGAAAAUGGAUCCAGUGUUUUAACGAUGUGACAGCCAUCAUCUUUGUGGUGGCGAGUAGCAGCUACAACAUGGUGAUCAGAGAAGACAAUCAGACCAACAGACUACAGGAAGCCCUCAACCUUUUCAAGAACAUCUGGAACAACAGGUGGCUACGGACCAUCUCGGUAAUCCUCUUCCUGAACAAGCAGGACCUGCUCGCCGAGAAGGUUUUGGCAGGGAAGUCUAAGAUUGAAGAGUAUUUCCCGGAGUUUGCACGUUACACUACACCUGAUGAUGCAAUACCAGAGCCAGGGGAGGAUCCUCGCGUCACAAGGGCAAAGUACUUUAUCCGGGACGAGUUUCUGAGGAUCAGCACAGCCAGCGGGGACGGCCGGCAUUACUGUUACCCCCACUUCACCUGCGCGGUCGACACAGAAAACAUCCGCCGCGUCUUCAAUGACUGUCGCGACAUCAUACAGAGGAUGCACCUACGGCAGUACGAGCUGUUGUGAUGGGGAAGCGGCGCCCGUGCGACUUAUUUACCUACCGUCCUACCUAUCUUCCCCCAGCCCCCCACACCCCAGCCACCACCGACAUGACCAGUUAGCCAAUCACCCCCCCUCUCCACCUCCACCAACUUCACCAGACGACUGAGGGAACAAGCAAGCGACUGACCGCCUGCCCCCCCCCCCCCCCCUCCACCCCGAUACAACUCCUGCCGCCAUACACAGUUUCAGAAGAACCCCGUCGUGGAAAGAUGUUUUGUUCUCAUGGAUUCACCAACAACAGUUUCAUCGACUAUUAUCCAGGACUGAUUCCUGUACUCAGCCACACUUCGACCCAUGAAAGAGGGUCGAGACUGGAAUCUUUGUGCAGGCUAUUCCUCCUUUUAGCUCUCUCUCUCUCUCCCCCCCUCGCUCUCUCUCAGAUAUAUGAACACACACUCGCAGGUACACACACACCCACACGACAGCAUUAGACAUUCAGAGCCCUUAAAUAGGUUUUAAUGUCUCAUAUCACACAGAGACACACACACACACACACACACACACACACACACACACACACACACACACACACACACACACUUUUAAUACCAAGCCCUCCUGCUUUUAACAGUCGGCAGAGGCUGGAUUCAAUAAUGCAUCCUGAGAGAGAGGUAGUUUAUUCACCGCGUGCUGACGACGAUCCAGGAGGAGACAGGAAGAAGAAGAAGAAGAAGA